Messenger RNA from Cyanistes caeruleus (blue tit), 6898 nucleotides. Lineage: Eukaryota; Metazoa; Chordata; Aves; Passeriformes; Paridae. The record is from RefSeq and is a predicted model, not a curated record.
AGCACCCCACUCUCUGGGGUGGCUCCUGCUGGGCUGCUAUACAUAGGUAGGCCAGCCCAGCCUCGGUGAGGCGCUGAAUGGAGCAGGCUCACUCUUAUCAACCCCGCGUGUCAUCAGAGGGUAUUUUUGGGGACAGCAGCUGCAGGCAUUUGUAACAUUUGGUCCUUGCGCACUGACACCCAGGAGGGGAGCUGGGGGAAGCAGCAGGAGCUGGGUGCCGGCACUGAGAAACACAGGGGAGAGGUGGCGGAGCAAGGCUGAUGGUCCCUACUGCUGCUCCAGCCAGCUGCCUGCCGUGACCCUGGGGAGCUGGUGAUGGAGGGGUUUGGGGGAGCCCCCAGGUUCCUGGCCUAUCCACGUGCCUUCACGGUCCAAAGUGGCACCAAUGUGGUCCUGAGCUGCCAGAUCAUGGGUGAUCCUCAGCCAAGCAUCCUCUGGGAAAAGGACAAGAAUACCAUCGAACCUUCAGGCCGUUUCCAUAUGGAGUCCAAAGGGGACCUGUACAGCCUGCUGGUGUCCUGUGCCACCCCCAGGGACAGUGGACUCUAUGUCUGCAGGGCCAAGAAUAGCGUUGGCGAGACUUACGCUGCCACCACGCUCAGUGUAGAGCCAGCGGAGCCCGGAGAAGAGGAAGGAUGCUCAGGCAGUGUCGCACCUGCCUUCCUCACUGCCCCCUCGUCCAUGCGGGUGUGCCGCGGGGAGGACGUGAUGUUCACCUGCAGGGUGUCUGGGCAGCCCUGCCCGGUGCUGGAGUGGGAGAAGGACGGGCACAAGCUCUCUGACCUCUUUGAGAGCAGCCACUUUGCAGUAGGGCAGAAACCAGAGGACUGGCACUUCCUCAAGUUGUUCAGUGCGCGGCCCCAGGAUGGGGGAGUGUAUGUAUGCCGGGCACGCAGUGGAUCCCAGGAGGCCCUGGCUGCUGCCGUGCUCCUGGUGGAAGCCCAGGCACCGCUGCAUGGGCUCCCCAAUGGCUCCCCUGCUGAUGGUGCCGAGGUGCUGGUGGAGCAGCAGCGGUGGCGGCGGCACGCAGCGACACGGCGUGUGGGACCGGAGACCUGGGUGCCCAAUGGCGUAGUGCCAGCCAGGGUGCCAGGGGCCAAGGCAUUUGCCGUGAGCGCAGGGAAGCAUGCCAAGUUUCGCUGUUUCGUUACUGGCAAGCCCAAACCAGAGAUUAUCUGGCAGAAAGAUGGUGAGCCUCUCACCCCUGGUCGCAGGCAUCUCAUCUAUGAGGACCGGGAGGGCUACUUCAUCCUUAAGGUGCUGUACUGCAAACCCCAGGACCAGGGGUUGUACAUGUGCACUGCUUCCAACACCGCUGGCCAGACCCUCAGCGCAGUACAGCUCCAGGUGAAAGAGCACCGGCUGCGGUUCCAGGUGCAGCUGGCAGACGUGGAGGUAGCAGAGCGGGAGGAUGCAGUGCUGGAGUGCCAGGUGCCCCUGGAGACCAUCCCCACCUCCUGGUACCUGGAGGACAGGGAGCUGCAGCCCAGUCACAAGUAUGUGAUGGAGGAGCGAGGGGUGGUGCGGCGCCUAACCAUCCGUGAUGCCCGCACCGAUGACGAUGGCAUCUACCUCUGCCAAAUGAAGGACAAAGGGCGCAGCAUCGCCGAGGUCUCUGUGCGAGGGGUGAUUGUGAAGCGUCUGCCACGGAAGCUGGAUGUGAUGGAGGGGGAGAAUGCAGUUUUCUGUGUGGAGACACGGGAUGUGGUAGAGGGCAGCUUCUGGAGCCGGGAUGGGCUACAGCUGUGCGAGUCACCCCGUACUGUGCUUAAGAGCUUCAGCAGGACACACCUCCUGGUGCUGGUGCAUGUCACUCGCCAGGAUGCAGGCAUCAUCUCCUUCACUGUUGGGGAGUCGCAGACAUCCUCCCAGCUCCGGGUCAAGUGUGUGAAGCACGACCCUCCGAGUGCACCGGUGGCAGCUGAGAUGAGCGUGGUGGAGAGCAACAUGGCACUGCUGACUUGGUGUCCUGCGCCUGACUCCCACCUCCGCCCCGCCAGCCACUACCUGCUGGAGCGUCGGGAGGCAGCGGGAGAGGAGUGGGUGCAGUGCCUUGCCACCGACCUGCCCAGCUGCGUGCGGGUGCUGGGCGACAGCGUGCCUCGUGAGGCCGACUAUUGCUUCCGCAUCUCUGCCGCCAACAAGCACGGCACGAGCAGCCCUGUGGAGUUCCCCGGAGCUGUGCAUCUUGCCCCAGCAGCUCGUCUGGAGAGGGGUCUGCAGGACACGUGGGUGAGGGACGGUGAGGAUGCACAGUUCUCCCUGGAGCUGUCAGCCGCGGUACACGGAUCCUGGUUCCUCAAUGGCACCAGGCUGGGAGAGGAGGAGGAUGCAGGUGGCCGGUGCAGUGUACAGCGCCGUGGGAUGGAGCACUCGCUGCUGAUCCGGGGAGCACGACUGGCUGACACUGGGGCCCAGGUCACCUUCGUGUCCGGUGGUGUGAGGGACUCAGCUAUCCUGCAUGUGCAAGCCCCACAGGUCCACAUUGCCCCAGUGUCUGAGGCCGAACGACUCCGGAAAGUGCCAGCAGGGUUGCCUGUGCUGCUGGAAUGCCAGGUGUCCGCCCCAGAUGCCCCUGUCUGCUGGCUGAAGGAUGGCAAGGCCGUGCCCCUGGAUGACGUUAUCGCCGUGCAGACAGAGGGCUGCGUGCGGAGGCUGCUCCUCCGCUCAGCGUGUCCCUCAGACACCGGUGUGUACACCUGUGACGCUGGGGAUGAUGCCAUGGACUUUGUGGUGACUGUGACCGAGGUGCCGGUGAGGAUUAUCAGCUCCAGCGAGGAAGCCCCCCACACCUACGUGGCCAGGCAGCGUGUGGAAUUGUGGUGCCAGCUGUCCCGCCCAGCAGCCCCAGUGCGCUGGUACAAGGACGGAGAGGAGGUGGAGGUGGGCGAGAGCCUGGUGCUCGAGCAGGAGGGGCCACUGUGCAAGCUGGUGCUGCCCUGCGCUCAGACACAGGACACAGGGGAGUUCGUCUGUGAUGCUGGUGGGGACUCUGCCUUCUACACCAUCACUGUGGUGGAGGAGCCGGUGAGGAUUGUCAGCUCCAACGAGGGGGCCUCCCACACCUAUGUGGCUGGACAGCGUGUGGAGCUCUGGUGCCAGCUGUCCCGCCUGGCAGCCCCGGUGCACUGGUACAAGGAUGGGGAGGAGGUGGAGGCAGGUGAGAGCCUGGUGCUGGAGCAGGAGGGGCUGCAGUGCCGGCUGGUGCUGCCCUGCGCUCAGCCACAGGACACGGGGGAAUUUGUCUGCGACGCUGGUGGGGACUCUGUCUUCUACACAGUCACUGUGGCAGAGGUGCCAGUGAGGAUUGUCAGUUCCAACAAGGAGGCCCUGCAUUCCUACGUGGUUGGACAGCGUGUGGAGCUGUGGUGCCAGCUGUCCCACCCAGUGUCCCCAGUGCGCUGGUACAAGGAUGGUGAAGAAGUGGAGGUGGACGAGAACCUGGUGCUGGAGCAGGAAGGGCUGCAGUACCGGCUGGUGCUGCCCUGUGCCCGGAUACAGGACACAGGGGAGUUCAUCUGCAAUGCCAGAGAUGCAUCUGUCUCCUACUCCAUCUUGGUGGCAGAGCCACCAGUGAGGAUCCUGCAGCCUCCACAGCGCUCACUGGAGCUGCUGGUUCAGGCACCAGGGUGUGUGGAACUGCGGUGCGAGCUCUCUGUGCCAGAUGCUCCGGUGCACUGGUUCAAGGAUGGGUUGGAGGUGGAUGAGACUGAUAACCUGCUCCUGCUGGUGGAGGGGGCCUGGCACUGUCUCUUCAUCCCCAAGAGCAGCGCAGAGGAUGCAGGCGAGUACAUCUGCGAGACCAAGGAUGAGGCCGUCUCCUUUGACGUCAAGGUGUCAGAGCCUCCGGUGAGGAUCCUGCAGCCCUGCAGACCUGUCCCUGUCAUGACGGUGUCCCCGGGGGAGACGGUGACACUGUGCUGUGAGCUGUCCCGUGCAGAUGCACCUGUGUGCUGGGCAAAGGAGGGUGUCAGGCUCGAGGCUGGGGGCAGCUUGGUCCUGGAGGAGGAGGGUGCCUAUCGCCGGCUGCUGAUCCCCACUGCCCAAGCUGAGCACUCUGGAAAAUACACCUGUGACACUACCAAUGACACAGUGACUUUCACCAUCCAAGUGUUGGAUCCGCUGGUCAGGAUCCUGGAGAAAGACGUCCUGCUGACCCACCGGCGUUGCCAGGCCAUGGAGGACCUGGUGCUGGAGGUGCACCUCUCACACACCCAUGGGGAGGUGAAGUGGUACAAGGACGGGGAGAAGCUGCAGGACACGGGGCGUGUGCGGCUGGAGGAGGACGGGCUGCGCCGGUCCCUCGUGAUCCUGGGCACCACGGGCAAGGAUGCUGGGGAGUAUCUCUGUGACACCGGUGAUGACAGUAUCAUUUUCUUCAUUACUGUAGAAGUCCCAGAGCCACCGGUGACCAUCGUGGGCAACACGGGCACCGCGGUACAUCGCUGCCUGGUGGCCGGGGAAGACCUGGUGCUGGCUUGUGAGCUCUCCCGGCCCAACGCCAUUGUGCGCUGGCUCCGGAAUGGCCAGGAGGUGCAUCCGGGUGAACGGGUGCAGGUUGAGGCCCGUGGGGUGCUGCGACAGCUCACUGUCAGUGGGGUACAGCCCAGCGACACAGGGUGCUACAUCUGUGAUGCUGCCAGCGACCGCAUGGUGACAAAUGUGGAGGUGUCAGCCCGGCCUGUGUGCAUUGUCAACAAGGAGGAGGCGCAGAGCCCGCUGGAGGUGCAGGAGGGGGACAGUGUGACACUGGUGGCUCGGCUGUCCCAGGAGACAGCGGCAGUGCAGUGGCAGAAGGACGGACUGACGCUGUGCUCAGGUGGGCGGCUGCUGGUGUGCAGCGAGGGUCCCAUGCACAGCCUCACCAUCAAGCAAGCGGAGCUGGGUGACGGGGGCAUCUUCCUCUGCGACGCCGGUGAUGAUGAGGCGCAUUUCACACUGCAUAUGACGGCAGAGGGACGGGAGCGGUCGCUGGUGCUGAGCCGCGUGGAGCCCGCGGAUGCCGGCGAGUACUGCUGCGAGUCCAACGACGACCAGACCCUGGCGACGCUGACGGUGCAGGUCCCCAGGGUGGUGGAGAUCAUCAUGGAGCUGCAGAGCCUGACAGUGCUGGAAGGGGAGGAUGCCACCUUCAAGUGCCUGGUGUCCCCCGAAGAUGUGGCUGUGACAUGGCAGCUGAAUGGCCAGCCCGUGGCCCCCAGUGAGCGUCUGCUGGUGACCAGGAGCGGGCUGUGCCACGGCCUCACCCUCCGGCAGUGCCAGACAGGUGAUGCAGGCACUGUGACAGCCAAUGCCGAGGGGCUGGUGAGCACAGCUCGGCUGAGCGUACAAGAGGCACAGGUGCUGUUUGUGCGGAAGCUGCAGGAUGUGGUGGCAGAGGAGCAGGGGGACGUGUGCCUGGAGGUGGAGGUGAGCCAUGAGGCUGCCGAGGUGCAGUGGCUGAAGCAGGGCAUCCUCCUUCAGCCGGGAAGCAAAUACCUGCUGCAGGAGUCGGGGUGCCGGCGCACCCUCACCAUCUGCUGCCUCGGCCCUGCUGACCGCGGCACCUACCGCUGCGAGAGCCUGCACGACCGCACACAGGCCAAGCUCCACGUGGAGCCCCGGAAGGUGUCAAUCCGGACACCACUGGCAGAUGUGGAGACCUUUGAGAAGGAGACAGCCACAUUUCACCUGGAGCUGUCUCACCCUGGCGUGACUGGGGUCUGGACACGGGACGGUAUCCGCGUGAAGCCCAGCAGUACGUGCCGGAUCAGUGCCACGGGCUGCGGGCAUAGCCUGACACUGGAGAGGCUUGCACUGGAAGACUCAGGGACUGUCACCUUCACUGCUGACACUCUGCGUUGCAGCGCCCACCUGCGUGUGCGGGAGCCUCCAGUCACUAUGGUGAGAGUCCCACGAGACCUGGGGGUGCCAGAGACGGGGGUUGCCAGCUUCGAGUGUGAGCUGUCUCGCCCUAAUGCAGAGGUGAAAUGGUUCAAGGAUGGACAGGAGCUGCGGCCAGGGCCCAACUGCCGCAUCUACUCGGCGGGACGGCGCCGCAUCCUGCAGCUGAACCGCUGCGAGCUGAGCGACACUGGCAGCUACACCUGCGAUGCGGGUGACUGCCAGGCCUCCGCCACGCUGCACGUCCAAGAGCGCCAGGUCCACGUUGUGCAGGAGCUGCAGGACGUCAAGGUGCGGGAGGGUGACAACGCAGUCUUCACCUGCGAAGUGUCACAUGGGGACGUGAAGGGCGAGUGGUUUCGGGACGGGGAGAAAAUCAAGGUCUCCAGCACAGUGAAGAUACGGCAAGAAGGGACCCGGCAUUUCCUGCUGUUCUGUGGUGUGCGCCCUGAGGACAAGGGACUCAUCCGCUUCACAGCCAGGACAGUCAUCUCGGAGGCCAGUCUGCAGGUGGAAGCACUGCCAAUCCGGAUCGUGAAGCCACUGCGGGACAAGACAGUGCUGGCGAGGCACAAGGCGACACUGGAGUGUACCGUGUCCCACGCCCGGGGCCGGGUGCGCUGGCUCCGUGGGGACACCGAGAUCUUUGCUGGUGACAAGUAUGAGAUCUGCAAUCUGGACUGCUACCGCACACUCAUCAUUCACCGCGUGGGCCCCGAGGACGAGGACUCAUACACCUGUGACGCCUUCGAUGACCGCUCCACUGCCCGGCUCCUUGUGGAGGGGAGCUAGAAGCCAGGAUGUGGUUCUCAGGGCCUGCACGCAGACUGAUGGAUGCCACUGCUACAAGAUAGGGUCAUGCUCCCCCUGGCAUGGACAGACCCACGGACACCAUCCCCAGCCUGCUCCAGCCUCAGGGCUCUGCAUUAAACAGCCUUUUUUUCUGACGUGGCUUCUUUCACACCAGUGAGCCGGGGUCCCAUUAAGAUAGAAGAUAGCGGCAUCGGUCUCCAUU